Molecule: messenger RNA, 1560 nt
Organism: Sclerotinia sclerotiorum 1980 UF-70
Lineage: Eukaryota; Fungi; Ascomycota; Leotiomycetes; Helotiales; Sclerotiniaceae
Exons: 5
Coding region: 1-1560 (519 amino acids)
Molecular function (GO): flavin adenine dinucleotide binding; N,N-dimethylaniline monooxygenase activity; NADP binding
Source: RefSeq, a predicted model, not a curated record
AUGGCGUCAUCAAUACAAAGUACUACUCCGGAUCAUUAUCGAAGGCCGCCUGAUUCUUACUAUCCCAUCGUCAUUAUAGGCGCUGGACCUUCAGGCAUUGCCAUGGGCUGCCAAUUGAAACUGGAGCUCCAUUUUGACAAGUUCAAGAUAUUUGAUCGUCAAGGGGGUCUUGGAGGUACAUGGUGGGCGAACAGAUAUCCAGGAGUUGUCGUCGAACGCUUCGAGAUCAAAGAUAAUAUUAGUUUGAGCACGGAGAUGAGGAGUUUGAAAUGGAGAGAGCAAGAACAAGAAUGGGAGAUCGAAAUCUGUCGUCUUUCUCCAGAGACUAAGCUCAAGCAUCCCACUGGGCUCGAGAUAAUUCGAGCAAAAAUCGUUGUUAGUGGCGCAGGUAUUCUUACCAAUCCCAAUGAUUGGCCAGAAGGUGUCUCUGGGAGAGAUACCUUCGAGGGUGAGGUUCUUCACUCUGCUGAAUGGCCUCAGAAUAUUAACCUCGAAGAAAAAAAUGUGGUGCUUGUGGGCUCUGGUUGCACGGCUGCUCAGAUCGCCCCUGCAAUUCUCAAAACCGAGCUAAAGUCCUUGACGCAUAUAAUACGUAGUCCACCGUGGUUUGUCCCCCGUAUUAAAGAGCCAGGAGGUAAGGAAGAAUACGCAAAAUUUGCUCCUAAAAUUUAUGGUUCCGUUCCGUUGUUAGGUUUUAUCGUUCGAAUGAUGAUUUGCGGGAUGUCUGAGCUUCUAUGGUACACAACGUUCAUCCAAGAAAACUUGAAGCUACGCCAAAUCUCUGAGAAGACGUCCCUGGACCAUAUGAGAAAGCUAGCCCCAGAGAAAUAUCAUUCUAUGUUGACACCUCAGUAUAGUCUUGGCUGCAAGCGCCGGGUGUUCGAUAAUGAUUGGCUCCAGAGCAUGAGUGAUCCUCGGUAUACUCUUACAACGCAACCUUGGCUAAGUGUGGAAGGCAGCAAAGUAAUUGUGGGAAAUUAUGAUGCAAAUUCCGACGUUAGUGCGCUACCAUGCUCUUAUCCUACCGAUGUCCUUAUUUUAGCAACGGGCUUCAAGGCAUCACAGUUCCUACACCCUCUAUCCAUCACGGGACGUCAAGGAGCCUCUCUUCAUCGAGUCUGGGAGGAGCGUGGUGGUCCCCAAGCAUAUAUGGGGACAAGCAUCGACCAGUUUCCGAACUUUUUUAUGAUCAUGGGCCCAAACACCUUUGUUGGUCACACCUCGGUCAUCAUGAGCAUUGAAAACAAUAUCCAGUACAUCCUCAAGAUGAUCCGUCCCAUCAUCGACGGUAAUGUAACUAGCCUGGAGCCAAAACCAGACGCGGUAGUCAAGUGGACGCAGGGCAUCAAAAAAGACAUGCAGGAAACCGUUUAUGAGUCUUGUCAAAGCUGGUACAAUGAUUCUGGGGCUUGGAAUUCUGUCAUAUAUCCCUUGACUUUUACCUCCGCUGCAAGUACCCCAAGUUCGAUGACUGGAAUCAAAACCCUUCUUUACAAGGCCAGCCUCGACGAGCGGGUCAGCGGAUGUUCAGAGGAGACUCUUGUGAAAGUCCAAUCGUAA